Molecule: messenger RNA, 1753 nt
Organism: Nematolebias whitei (Rio pearlfish)
Lineage: Eukaryota; Metazoa; Chordata; Actinopteri; Cyprinodontiformes; Rivulidae
Gene: dnajb2
Product: DnaJ heat shock protein family (Hsp40) member B2
Exons: 9
Coding region: 339-1544 (401 amino acids)
Molecular function (GO): Hsp70 protein binding
Source: RefSeq, a predicted model, not a curated record
GGCUAAAUGACGUAGUCCAAACGAUGGCACAUUCUAGAGACAUGGCGUUUGUUCCUCACCAAGCGCGUGCAUUUUAGAAUCAAAGCGGUACGCGCUCCAACCGGAGCUGUCUGCAUUUGUGUUUACCAACUGGAAACACCGAAGCAGAGCCUCGACGGUCCCUCGCAUCGGACAAUAGACCUGAGCCCGCGUAUUUGAGACGCUGAAGGUGGGAGGUGGCUGUUCAGCAGAGACGAAGAGAAACAGACCCCCAAAGGCUAAACUAAUAACUCACGGCUAAAAAGAGGUGGACGAGCGGCUGAAAAACACUCGAGCGAGUGGUGUUCUGAGGAGGCGACAUGGUGGAUUACUAUAACAUCCUGGGAGUUCCCAGAACAGCCACGCAAGAUGACAUCAAGAAGGCGUACAGGAAAUUGGCUUUGAAAUGGCAUCCUGACAAAAAUCCUGACAACAAGGAGGAGGCGGAGAGAAAAUUCAAAGAAGUGGCUGAAGCUUAUGAAGUCCUGUCUGACAAGAGCAGACGUGAAGCUUAUGACAGAUAUGGAAAUGACCGAAUGCCACACUCAGGUUCCUCCACCUCAGACUUCUCAGGUUUCCCAGAUUAUACGUUCACAUUCCGCAGUCCAGAUGAGGUGUUUAGAGAGUUUUUUGGGGGACAGGAUCCCUUCUCAAGUUUUUUUGAUGACUUCCCAGCCUUUGGAGGCUCUACACGCCAGGGCCCCAGUCGAUUCUUCUCUUUUCCUUCAGCUGGAGUUGAAUUUAGCUCCUUUUCUUCGUCCUUCGGUGGUCUGGAUGGGAUGGACAGCAUGGGAGGAGGGACGGGCAACUUCAGAUCGGUUUCUACUUCCAGUCGCAUCGUAAAUGGAAAACGCACCACCACCAAAAAAAUCAAGGAGAACGGGCAGGAGAGAGUAGAGAUUGAGGAGGAUGGGGUGUUAAAGAGCAUCCUAAUUAACGGUGUGGAGGAUGAAAUGGCCCUCGCUCUGGAGCUUAGUCGAAGAGAAGGACAGCCCCAUCAGUCCUCUCAGAAUCCACAAGUCCAGAACAGAUUGACUGACAGAUAUCAUGGAAGUCCUUACUCUGCGCCAGCGCAGCGGUCAUUUAGCGCAGCCCCCUUCUACCAAUAUGGGAACACAACAAAGGAGGAUGAAGAGGAAGAUGAGGACCUUCAGAUGGCUUUGGCAUGCAGCUUGUCAGAAAUGGAAGCUCAGCAGAGAGCCGGUGCUACCGACUUCAUAUCAGGUGCUGGGGAUAAGGGAAGAGCCAAACGAGGGGAGAUUGCUAAUGGGAAACAUUUGAAUUUGUCCAGUGGUCACAAGAUAGUUGCAGGGGGGCAAGAUGAUGGGAGCCAACUUAAAGUGGGCUCUGGGCUUGCAGAUAAUUUGAAAACAAAACGAACCAGAGAGCCAGCUUCCUCCUCUGAGUCAUCAUCCGCUGCCAGCACUAAUCUGCCAAACAGUUACAGUGAAGAAAUAUUCCAACCUGCAGCAAAAAACUCCAGUGGAACCUUAAAAAAGAACAAAUGUGGAUGUGUGGUGUGCUAAUCUAGUGUCUGUAUACAUAUUUGAGUUACCUUAACAUACUUGGUGUCAGCAAACACAGAGACUCUGGGAUUGCUCGACUUUUUAUUGAAGGCUAACAGUAAUGCCAGAACACUCCAAAAAGCAACAUGUUCUAAGUUUCCUGCUGGAGUUUUGAUUUUAAUGGACAGUAAACAUUGUCACAUGAUCGCUCAUAAAGUUACAACUUAAAU